GAUACUGAUAAUCAAUUGCGGAGAGAGAAAGAGCAAAGAGAAGAUGUCAGGGAAAGGAAUAUUGAGUGUACUUAUACUGCUUGCGUUGCAGUCGCUGGUCGGAGGUGAUUACAUCCCACCGAAGAAAUACGACGGAUUCGUUUACAAGAAUCGUCAUCACUUGAGUUACGAUACUAUUCAGAUCGAAGCUUUCUAUGAUCCUUUAUGCCCUGACAGCGCUGAUUCAUGGCCACCUCUCAAAAAAGCUCUUCAUCACUACUCCUCUCGUGUUUCCUUCGUUGUUCAUCUUCUUCCUCUACCUUACCAUGACAAUGCUUUCGUUGCCUCUCGUGCUUUGCAUAUCGUGAAUUCUUUGAAUAGAACUGCUACAUUCCCAUUGCUGGAGGCAUUCUUCAAGUAUCAGGCAGCAUUCUUUGGUGCUCCAACACGGAACUUGUCUAGAGCUUUUAUUGUAGACGAAAUAGUGAAGUUUACCUCAGCUAUAGUUGGGAACUCUUAUCAUACCUCUAUCAAGAAUGGCUUCAACGACACUAACUCCGAUCACCUGACGAGGAUUUCUUUUAAGUAUGCUGCUUCAAGAGGAGUGUCUGGGACGCCUUUUUUCUAUGUCAAUGGAUUCGUGUUGCCCGAUGCAGGAAAUGCUCUUAACUACAGCGAUUGGAGGAGCAUUAUUGACCCAUUGAUUGGUGCGAAGAAAAGUACAAAAAAUGAAGAAUCCCUUCACUACUUGUUGUAAAAAUUGUAGGUUUAUGAAGUACAGUUGUUGUAUUAGCACUUCAUCAGUGAAAAAAUCUAAACACAGUAUCUGCUGAUCAAUAGGUGUUUGUACCAAGACUGCAAUAAUGGAAUCGAAGUUUUAAUUAAUUAAGUACA
Messenger RNA from Medicago truncatula (barrel medic), 873 nucleotides. RefSeq lists its product as uncharacterized. The coding region runs from base 44 to 736 and encodes 230 amino acids. NCBI's taxonomy places the organism in Eukaryota, Viridiplantae, Streptophyta, Magnoliopsida, Fabales, Fabaceae. The transcript is spliced from 4 exons. The record is from RefSeq and is a predicted model, not a curated record.